AUGUGGGCGGGCGAGCCGGCGUGCGGCGAGGGCGCGCAGGCGGGCGACGAGGGCUGCCCGCCGCUGUCCGUGAGCUGGGAGGGCGCCGCCGAGCUGCAGGCGGGCGACGUGCUCAUCGUGCGCAUCGACGACGCCCGGCUGCGCGCCGCCGCGGGCCCCAGGCAGGUGCCGGCCGACAGUGUUGCUCUCGUAUCACCCGCCCUCUCGUCUCCUCGUUCUUGUGGACCAAUAGGAAUCAUCCGCGGUGCGACAAUCCGUUCGCAGACGCUUCGAUGGUCAGCGCGGACGCCAUCCCGGAGUCCUGCAAACUACAAGGACGCGGAGAACCGACGUCACAAUGACCACCAGCGAUAUUUAGAUGGCGGAGAAGGCAUUAUCGAACCGAAGAGAAGGCUAUAA
Molecule: messenger RNA, 399 nt
Organism: Gryllus bimaculatus (two-spotted cricket)
Lineage: Eukaryota; Metazoa; Arthropoda; Insecta; Orthoptera; Gryllidae
Source: the annotation of a GenBank genome assembly